AUGGUGCGUUUAAUCAUAAUUAAAAUAAUUAAACCUAGAUUGUAGGGUGCAUUAAAUCAUAGUCCAAAUAAUUCGCCCAAGAGUGCAACAUAAUCAUUUCACACAAAUCAUAUUACCUAUACUGGUAUCUUCCUUGAAUCUUCUCCUUCCACCUACGGUAAAUUAAUAUUCUUUGAUUUGACCUUCUACAACCUUUAAUAUGUUUUGCUGAAGUUCUAUAUAAGUAGCUAGAAUGCUUUUGAGAACCCAUCAAACAUUACCAAAAAAACCGUAGUUACAUGUCUACGAUAUUUCCCUGAUACACUCUUUCAUUUUGGUUCACCUUCAUCUUUGAUUUUAUUUUUCAUCACUUUCAAAAUGAAGAUUCUGGGUGCAGGGUCCCUUCAUCUUAUCUAUGCACUCCUGGUUUUACUACACAUGCAAACUUCAAUUGGAUCCAAUUCAACAACGACUGAUGAUGGAGUUAAGUGCAUAAAUAGCGAAAGACAAGCUCUUCUCGCAUUUAAGCAAGGUCUGGUUGAUGAACAUGGAUGGCUUUCCUCAUGGGGCAGUGAAGAAGAGAAAAAGAAUUGCUGUGAAUGGGAAGGAGUUCAAUGUAGCAACACAACUGGGCACAUCACUAUGCUUAAUCUAACCACAUAUUUGUAUGACGAUCAUUUUAUCUUAAGAGAGUCUAUUGGUUUACUCAACAAAAUACAACAUCUUGAUCUUUCUUAUUGUAAUCUAAGUGGAUCUCUUCCUAGUCAGCUUGCAAACCUCACAAGUCUGCAAUAUCUUGAUCUUAGCUCUAAUAACUUCAACAGUGUCAAAAAUCUUGAGUGGCUCUCUCGUCUUUCUUACUUGCAAUACCUUGAUCUGAGUCAAACCGACCUUAGUAAGGUCAACAAUGACUGGCUGCAAGUAAUUAAUAAGCUCCCUCAUCUAACUAACCUGUCUCUACAUAUAUGUAAUCUUCGAGAUGUCAUUCCCCAGUAUUUCCCCAUAAUUAAUUCUUCUAGGACUUCUCUCGUUCACCUUGGUCUAAGCGGUAACAAUUUGACUGCUUCUACAUUCCAAUGGUUGUUCAACUUUAGCAACAGCCUUGUUAGUCUCGACUUGGGUUCUAAUCAAUUUCGAGGUCCAAUUCCAGAAACUUUUACUCAGAUGACUCUUCUGGAAGAGUUAUCUCUCUAUGAUAAUCAGUUUGAGGGGGAGAUUCCAAAAUCCUUUUGGAGUCGUAACUUGUCAUCAUUGCGAUCCUUGGCUCUUUCAAAAAAUAAACUGAGUGGUAAUAUACCCAAAAGCAUCGGAUUGCUAUCAAAUCUUGAGGACUUAUUUCUUUCUUUCAAUUCUUUUAAUGGGGUGAUCACUGAGGAACACUUCUCAACACUAUCUAAUUUACAAUACUUGAGCUUGUCUUCAAAUCAUCUGAGCAUCAACUUCAGCCGUGACUGGAUUCCUCCAUUCCAGUUGAAAUAUAUUCAUCUUGGGUCUUGCAAGUUGGGAUCCGAUUUUCCAAGUUGGUUACAGACCCAAAGGAAGUAUGAGUUUCUUAAUAUUUCUGCAACUAGAAUUUCAAAUAGCAUCCCCAUCUGGUUCGGUAAGCUGCCUUCUACGGCAGAAGUUAUAGAUCUUUCUUCCAACCAGAUCAGUGGAGUUCUUCCAAAUUUGUCAAGGAAUUUUUCAUCUAAUUAUUAUGCCCUUGGGAUAGAUUUAAGUGGAAAUCGUUUGGAGGGUCCAUUACCGUCAUUUCCUGCUAAUACCACCCACUUAAACCUCUCAAAAAAUAGGUUUAAUGGGUCAAUUUCUUCUCUCUGUGCUAUGACUGGUAUGUCUCUUGAGUUCCUCGAUCUUUCAAGCAAUCAACUAUCUGGAGAGCUUCCCGAUUGUAUGAUGCAUUGGUCAAGUUUGCAAAUUUUGAAUUUGGCUAACAAUCACUUCUUUGGAAAAUUUCCGAGCUUUGUGGGAUCUCUCUCUUUGAUUGAAACGUUUGAUUUGCAAAACAACAACCUCUCUGGGAAAAUUCCUUGCUCUUUAAGGAACUGCAGUAAAUUGCAAUUUCUGGGUUUGAGUAAUAAUAGACUGUCUGGAAUAAUACCAAGUUGGAUUGGAGAAAGGUCAAAUUCACUAAAUUUCCUCCUCCUAAAAUCUAAUCAUUUUGUUGGAGAAAUCCCACUGGAGAUAUGCCAGUUGACAAAUAUUCUGCUGCUGGACCUUUCUUAUAACAACCUCUCCGGACCCAUACCAUGGUGCAUUGGUAAUCUGACUGCUUUGGCCAAAAAAGACAUUUCAGCCAAACAUCAUUUCUGCAAUUCUUCACUUGUUCAUAGUUAUUAUGAUAGUGAAGGAAGCUAUGCUGACAAAGCAUCUGUUAUAUGGAAAGGAAUAGAAUAUCCUUAUGAAAAUCUCACACUUCAGAGGACCAUUGAUCUCUCAAGCAACAAACUAACUGGAGAAAUUCCUAUGCAAAUUGCUAGCUUUUCUGAACUGCAUCAAUUGAACUUAUCAAGAAACCAUUUGAUUGGAAGGAUACCACCAGAUAUUGGGCAGAUGAGACAAUUGGAAUCACUUGAUCUCUCACACAACAGGCUUUCAAGCUGGCUUCCUCCAAGCAUGUCCCAAUUAUAUUCCCUUAGCACAUUGGACCUGUCAUAUAACAACUUUUCUGGGAGAAUUCCAUCUAGCACUCAAUUGCAGAGCCUUCCUGCUUCUGCAUUUAUUGAGAAUCCUGCACUCUGUGGACCUCCUCUACCGCAAAAAUGCCCCAGUGAUGAAAAGCCUAUGGAUGGUGGUGUCAAAUACAAUCAACGAGACGAAGAUGAAUUCUGGAAAGGGUUCAAACCCAGUAUGGAAGUUGGAAUGGCUUUUGGCUUUCUAGGAGUUUUGGCUCUCAAAUUAGAUGAUCCCUGGAAACAUAUUUGUUUCCUGUUGUUCAACUACAUGAAGGUUCACCUCAGCAACUUGAAGGACUACCUCCUUUCGAUUGUGGCAGCACUUUGUUUGGUGAUAGCUGUGAAAGUUGCUAGAUUGCGAAGAAAGUCGAAGUUUUAGGAGCCAUCCGUAGGUAGGUUCAAGAUGAUUGUUCAGGGACUUCAAGGACUGCUCUUGAGAAGUGAAAUUCCAGGGCUUCCUUUUUAGGCUACCACGGUCUUUGGAACAACCUUUUUUUAUUUCCUAUGUGUGUAAUAAAUUAUGGUUUGUUUGUAUGUUUUAUGGUUUUAUGUAUGUAUAAUUAAUUUCAUCAUCUAGUUUGUAAGGAAUGAAGAACAAGUUAUGUG
Rubroshorea leprosula is the source of this 3257-nucleotide messenger RNA. The record is from the annotation of a GenBank genome assembly. Lineage: Eukaryota; Viridiplantae; Streptophyta; Magnoliopsida; Malvales; Dipterocarpaceae.